Guillardia theta CCMP2712 is the source of this 774-nucleotide messenger RNA. RefSeq lists its product as hypothetical. NCBI's taxonomy places the organism in Eukaryota, Cryptophyceae, Pyrenomonadales, Geminigeraceae. The transcript has 2 exons. The record is from RefSeq and is a predicted model, not a curated record. Bases 1 to 774 code for a protein of 257 amino acids.
AUGGCGACGCAGACAGCAGCGUCUUGGUUCUGCUACCGUGCCCCCCUUCACCUUUGUACGAUAUUCAGGACGCCAGAAGAAGCGAUACCGCUCAUGCCCUCAUGGCCUACCAUGUGCUGCAUCUCUGGUCCUCGUCGCUAUUCCUUUGUCUUCCCAGGCUCCGCUCCUUUUUCUUUCCUCCUGGCUGUCGAUCUCUUCGCCCUCCUCACGUGCACGUCAGGUGACGGCGCCGCCGGAACAGCUUUGGCACAUGCAGCAUGCAGCUUGAGCUUGAAGUGCUCAUCGUUCCCUGCUUGGGGACUCAGCCCAUCGAGAUACAAGCUGGGGACUCAGCCCAUCGAGAUACAAGCUGAGGAUGUGCUUCCCUUGGGCGUCAAGCUGGACAGGGAUGGGAGGAAGAACGUGAACGGGGCGGCGAGCAUGCUCAUGAGUAGAAGGAGCAGGACGAGGGUGGAGAUCGAGGGGUUGGAACCAAUCACUGACUCGAGCUACCACAAGUGGGCCACGGUGCGAGAAAUCACAAACUUCCCCUUCCCCUUCCACGUUCAGUUCGACAGCGAGGUGCCAACGGUAGGAGGAGGGACGGUUGAGGAAUUCGUGCUGCUUGGAGAGCUGGUUGUUGCCAGGAACAAGAUCAGCGAGCAGAGGGUGGCUGCUCUCCUCGUCACUGUGAGCCCCCUCCUCGUCCGUGUCCUGGACUUGUUCACUGCUCGUCCUAUUCCCCGUGUCUGUCUCCGACUCACGAGCCUAUCGGGCGACGACCUCUUCCUCUAG